Messenger RNA from Vitis vinifera (wine grape), 660 nucleotides. RefSeq lists its product as uncharacterized. The record is from RefSeq and is a predicted model, not a curated record. Bases 1 to 660 code for a protein of 219 amino acids. The transcript has 2 exons. Lineage: Eukaryota; Viridiplantae; Streptophyta; Magnoliopsida; Vitales; Vitaceae.
AUGGCUUCGAUUCAAGAGGUUAUAGUGGGCCUUGGCCAGAGUCAGACUAAUGCUACCCCACUUUCUGUCGUAGCACCUAUUCUGGCCUUAGAGGAUGCACACACUUGUAUGGAUAGAAUCGAGCAGAGGAUGAGACAGAUGAGGAUUUCAAAUGGAGCUAUCAAUUGGGAUGAUUUUGAUGAAGCACCGAUGGUCAGUUUACCGGCCCAGUUUAGCAUGCCGGAGAUUGAGAGGUAUACAGGCAUAGGUUGUCCUAAGAUCCUUGUGAGGUUAUACAGUACUAUGAUGAGGGCCCAUGGGUUGGAUGAGACCCAAUUGAUUAUGCUUUUCCCCAUGUCCUUGAGUGGUGUAGUGCAGCGUUGGUUUGCUUCGUUAGAUGUUUCACGCCGUAGGACCUGGGAUGAUCUAGACCAAGAGUUUUUUAGACAAUUUGUGUUUAAUACCGUCAUUGAUGUCUUGAGGAGAGAGUUAGAGGCCUUGAGACAGGGACCAGAGGAGUCGAUGACUUCAUUUAUCUCUCGAUGGAGGGAGAAGAUUGCACAGAUUGUUGAUCGUCCUUCAGAGAAUGAUCAAAUUAGUAUGAUUUUCAGGAGCUUACAACCCAGAUUUGCUAGACACUUGAUGGGAUUUCCUCAUACGGAUUUUGGAUCCUUGGUAUAG